AUGUUACGCGCCUCUACGGAACGCCUCAAUCCGCUUCUGAGCCACGUAGCGCAUAGCAACCAAAAGAAUCAGAAGCUUCACCUCUCUUCCGAUGCGCAACAAAAAAUUGCUGCUCUCAGCAAGAAAAUAAAGGACGUAACCGACCUGGAGGGGUCAAAGCACACCACAUCCGCGGGGAAUGUAGGUAAGAAAGGGGCAAAAAACGCCAUGAAAGUCGUUCGAUCUUUACCUGACAACAAGGUCCAAUCACCUGUUGCAGCAACAAAUCAGCAGAAAAACCCAACUCCUGCUCACAGGUCCAAACGGUCGGUUGCUGCUAGUCACUACAAUGUUGGCGCAGCAAAUAAGGUUCCUCAACGUGAUGAUGUAGAUCGUAGCGAUACACCUCAGCGUCUCAAUACGUUGGACAUCAGCGCUGCUGACUUCAAUUCAUUGCCACUGGAUGUACCUGGAAUACGACUUGCACAAUGCAAUAAAGGCGCAGCAACUAUUGCAGUACAAACCACGAAGGACACGCCAAGGCGAAUUAGCUUGCAGGAAAAGGUACAGCAUAUGAAAGAAUCUGGAUAUGACGGCAUUGUCGACAUUAAUUCGCUAUUUUCAGUGUCUAACCAGAUUUUCCAUGACGAUGACAGCAUCUCGUUCAACACGGCUGGCGCCGACUUCUCUUCGUUGGGCAUUCACAACACGGGGCUCAUACAAGCGUUGGCUAAAAAGGGUAUAACUAAAGCGACAUCCACACAGAGCAAGUAUAUCCCGGAUAUAUCGUCAUUCUUGUCUACUAACGAAGGUGAAUAUGCGCCACUUCGCUGCAUGUCUAUCCAUGCGCCGACGGGUUCAGGGAAAACGUUGGCUUAUUUGUUGCCGCUUUUGCAGCGCGUUUUGCAUCUGGAAACUACACUUCCACCACCUUCAUCUGACGGCGCCGUUAAUGUGGACGAUGUGAUACGUUCGGUGGGUUCGUUGUUGAGUGAGAAUAUCUUUGUUCUCGCCCCAUCCGUAGAGCUCUCCGUUCAGAGCCACAUGGUUUGUAAGGAACUGUACAAAGCCUAUGACAACAACCCCGGUGAUGAUAUAAUUACGGAUUCAGCUGCACCAAAGAAGGCGUCAUCGGCGCCUAUUUCACGAAACCUGUUUAGUGUAAUUGGUGCCAAGAUCCUCGGCAAAAUUACAGGUGCAAAGCCAGGUCAGCCCAAUCUUGAACAUGCUGCAGAUUCAAGCGAUCAAGCUGCAACAGAAGACUCAAAGGAUGCUGUUGAAAAUGGCGCCAUGGAGAUUUCAACUGGCAGCAGCGGACCAAAGCUUAUCUUGGAUGCUGAAAUAAGGCCCAUCCUGCUGAUUGGCAACGCCAACGUCGCAAACCAGAAACGUGCGCUAAAGGAACUGCGUAGCAAGCAGCAGGCUAUGCGUAGUGAGGCUAUUGCUGCCAUAAGGGCAUUAUAUAGUCCGGGGGCAUCGGCUGCUGCCGGGGACCAGUCGCAACCGCUAAAGCUACGCCGUUUGGUUGGAGUCAUGUUCGCCACUCCAGGUCGUGCCCAUUCGCUUAUGAAUCAGCACAAGUCUAUUGACCUGCAACGCACCAAGUACUGCGUGCUGGACGAGUACGACAGCUUCCUGCAUGUUAAGCGGCCAUCCGGGUCAGCAUCAGUGGCGUCACCCACCGAAAUCGAAAACCCGAAUGUGAAGGCGGUAAUAGAUGCGAUUCUCUCUGGCCACCAAGGAAAGCAGCCACCUGCAGAAAGUAGUCCCGUAAAAGACCAAACUGGUAAAUAUGUACUGUGCCUCUCGGCCUCAAGGCUGAAGGAUGCACCGUCAUCUUUUGGCAAGCUUUCUACGUUGACUACGGAAGGUGUUGUAGGAGAUGCCGCAGAUAAAGAGACAGACACCCUCGAAGGUAGCGCUUCGGACGACAUUCAGGCUGACUUAGAGGACGUCGACACCGAGGCCAAUGCGACUCCUCCUCGGAACAUCCUGCACACUAUGGCGUUAUACAGCGUCCCAGAUGCGAAGCUAGCGCUGCUACGUAAGAUUCUGCAAGCACAUCCGUAUGACAAGUCGGCGCUGGUGUUCUGCGACUCGAACGGAACGGCUCAGUUUUUGGAAUCCUACUUGCGGGGAAAGUUCCAGGCGGCGGACAUCACUGUGUUGAACUGUCGGCAGGGAAAACUCGCGAGGAAGCUUUCAUUUCAUAGCGUGCUGCAGUCCAACGCCGCCGGCGCCUUAGGGGCAGCAGGAAAACGCCGGAAGGGUGGUGGCACGCCCUUGCGAAGCGUGGUGAUAUCGAACCAGCUGAAUUCGCGCGGGAUUGACUUCAGCGGGUUCAGCCACGUGAUCCACUACGAUCUGCCGCACGACGUGACGUCCUAUGUGCACCGCAGCGGUCGCAUUGGUAGAGCUGGCAAUCCUGGAAUAAGCAUAUCGCUGGUGGAAUCUCGGCACCUUCCGGUGUUCCGUCGUGUUAUCUGCAAUCGGCUGGGUGCUGCUGUGCACAACGUGGAGGUGUUCAAGGGCCAUUUGUGCCGUCACCCACUGGUGUAG
This is a messenger RNA of Babesia ovata, 2538 nucleotides long. RefSeq names its product DEAD DEAH box helicase domain-containing protein. The record is from RefSeq and is a predicted model, not a curated record. Gene Ontology annotation, molecular function: ATP binding; nucleic acid binding. The coding region runs from base 1 to 2538 and encodes 845 amino acids. The transcript is spliced from 3 exons. Lineage: Eukaryota; Apicomplexa; Aconoidasida; Piroplasmida; Babesiidae.